Quercus lobata is the source of this 2037-nucleotide messenger RNA. Its product is annotated as LRR receptor-like serine/threonine-protein kinase EFR. The record is from RefSeq and is a predicted model, not a curated record. NCBI's taxonomy places the organism in Eukaryota, Viridiplantae, Streptophyta, Magnoliopsida, Fagales, Fagaceae. Gene Ontology annotation, molecular function: ATP binding; protein kinase activity; protein binding. The coding region runs from base 1 to 2037 and encodes 678 amino acids. Gene Ontology annotation, biological process: protein phosphorylation. The transcript has 4 exons.
AUGGGGCUUUCUCAAUGGAGUUCAUCUCCACCGUCCUCUUCUUUUUUCAUGCAUGCUUUUAUCCUUCUCUGGUGGUGUGGCUUGCUAGUCACCUCUGUUGUUGGUGGGAAUAAUGAGACGGACCGGUUGGCAUUGCUUGAGUUCAAAGCCAAGAUCAUUGAUGAUCCUCUCCAGGUUUUGAGCUCUUGGAAUGAUAGCAUCCACUUUUGUCAAUGGCGGGGGGUUACCUGUGGUCGUCGACAUCAGAGGGUCAUUGUGUUGGACCUGCGAACUUCAAAACUGAUAGGCUCCAUAUCACCACAUGUUGGAAAUUUAAGUUCUUUGAAGAAUCUAAUACUCUCAAACAACAGCUUUCAUAAUGAAAUUCCUUCAGAAAUUGACCGUUUACGCAGAUUGCAAUUCCUACUAAUGUCCAAUAACACAUAUAUUGGCAAAAUUCCAAGAAAUUUAUCCCAUUGCACCAACCUCAAAAUCAUUGAUUUCGGUCGCAACCUUUUGGAUGGGGAAAUCCCUACAACUCUUGGCACUUUGUCAAAACUUCGACUCAUUAAUUUUGAUUUUAAUGAUUUGACAGGAAGUAUCCCACCUUCUUUCGGCAACUUAUCCUCUCUAAAAGUGUUUGGUACAGCUUAUAAUAACUUGGGUGGGAGUGUCCCUACUUCUUUUGGCCAAUUGAUGAAACUUACAUUUUUUGGUGUCGGUGUAAAUAGGUUGUCUAGAAGAAUUCCUCCCUCAAUCUUCAAUUUGUCUUCGUUAAAAGUGUUUGUUGUAGGACUCAACCAAAUCCAAGGGCAUCUUCCAUCAGACAUAGGUAUCACUCUACCAAAUAUCGAAAAAAUUAGCAUUUCCUCUAAUCAAUUUACUGGACCUAUCCCUAUUUCAAUAUCUAAAGCCUCAAAUAUAAAGCUUCUUGAACUUGACGAAAAUAAACUAAGAGGAAGAGUUCCUUCUUUGGAGAAGUUAUAUAGAGUUUCAAUGUUUGUCAUUGCUUUUAACGAGCUUGGAAAUGGAGGGGCAAAUGACUUGAUUUUUCUUUGUUCUUUGACAAAUUCUACAUAUCUAACCUAUUUAGUGAUAAACAUGAAUAACUUUGGGGGAGAGUUGCCCAAGUGCAUUGUCAAUUUCUCAACUACUCUCACCUUCUUGUAUUUAGAUAAUAAUAAAAUAUCUGGGAACAUUCCUCUUGGGAUAGGAAAUCUGAUCAAUUUGGAGGAUCUACGGAUGUGGAACAAUAAAUUAUCAGGAAAUAUUCCUUCUGAAAUUGGAAAACUUCGAAAGUUACAAAUCUUUGGAUCUGUGUAUAGAGGAAUUUUUGAUCAAGAUUGUUGUAAAGUUGCUAUCAAGGUACUCAACCUUUUGCACCAUGGAGCUUCCAAAAGUUUUAUUGCUAAAUGUGAGGCUUUGCGAAAUAUUAGACAUCGGAAUCUAGUGAAGGUACUCAUAGCAUGUUCAGGUGUUGACUAUCAAGGUCAUGAUUUCAAAGCAUUGGUAUACGAGUUCAUGACUAAUGACAACCUAGAUGGGUGGUUGCAUCUAGUUUCAAGAAGAAAUGAGGUUCCUAAGAAAAAAAAUGAUUUGAAUCUUCUUCAACGAUUGAAUAUUGCUAUUAAUAUUGCACAUGCAUUGGAAUAUCUUCAUCAUCAUUGCCAUACACCAAUUGUUCAUUGUGACCUCAAACCUAGCAAUGUUCUUCUCAAUGACGAAAUGAUUGGACAUGUUGGUGACUUUGGCUUGGCAAGGUUCCUUCAGGAGGCUACCCAAGAGUGUUUCACUAAUCAAUCAAGCUCUAUCGGAUUAAGAGGAACAAUUGGUUAUGCUACUCCAGAAUAUGGUAUGGGAAACGAGGUGUCAAUUUAUGGUGAUGUCUACAGUUAUGGCAUACUAUUAUUGGAGAUGUUCAUAGGAAAAAGGCCCACUGAUAACAUUUUCAAAGACAACUUGAACCUUCAUGAUUUCGUUACAAGAGCUAUGCCUGAACAAGUACAGAGGGCCAAUGAUCCUAUUGGAAGUUGCCAUAAUGACUUGAUGAGGUUUUGA